Racocetra fulgida is the source of this 576-nucleotide messenger RNA. The record is from the annotation of a GenBank genome assembly. NCBI's taxonomy places the organism in Eukaryota, Fungi, Glomeromycota, Glomeromycetes, Diversisporales, Gigasporaceae.
AUGCUUACUAUUGAACUUAAUUGUCUUAUUUAUGGUAAUACUUUUGAUGUUGUUAAUUUUUUUUUAGUUGAAGUAGAUGCCGAAGCAAGUGUUAGCAGGCUUCAAGAGAUUAUUAAAGGAAAAAAACAAGACAUUGUCCGUUUUAAUAAUAUAAAGUUUAAAUUAUGGAAUGUUAAUAGAUCAAAUGAGAAAUUGAAUAUUCUCUUUGACAACCUGAAUGCAAACAUUAAGAAAAAACUUGGAGGCAAGAUUUUAACUGAAAUGGAUAAUAUUUCCAAAUAUUUUCUUCACGAAUUGAACAAAAAAUAUAUAUAUAUUAUCAUUGAAUUGUCAGGUUAUCACCUCACUUUUAAAAAUUGUACAAAAAGGAAAAAACUUGUUCCUAUAGAUAAGAUUAUUUUCAAAGGAGAUUCCUUCGAGCUAGAAAGUGAAAUUAUCUGCACUGAUUUGGUAAUUAAAAUCAAAUUUAUCAAUAAAUCAGAAGAACGUUUGCUAGAUUCAUUUUCUAAAUUCAUUGAAACAGUGAAAGAAGUUCAUGAAUUAGAUUCUGAAAAAGAGAUCAAUGUUAUAGGCUAA